CCUAAAGGAAAUCAAGGAGGGGGUCAGGAAGGGGACCGGUUGGGGCCACAUAGGGUCUUCAGGACUGGGGCUGUGGCCAGGCGCCCCGAGAUGCCCAACAGUUAUGUAGGGCCAGAUUCUGUCCACUUGCUUGUGUGAAACAUGGGUGUGUGUGUUUGUCUGGGUCUGUCUGUGUGACCAUCUUCAUACUGUAUUUGUGUGAAUGUAUCUGUGGUGGGCUAGAUAGUAGUCCCCAAAGAUACCAGAUCCUAGUGCCCAUGUUUCACACAAGCAGACACUGUCAGUAGAAACCCACAUUCAUGGGUCCCACAUGGUCACACACUCAUUCAAACCUCUUGCCGUCAACCUCCUCAAGCCAGAUCUGGGAGGCCACAGAGCUCUUCCCAGUCCCAUUAUUUCAUAGGUCCCAGGUGACAGCCUUCCUUUCCCCAUAAAAACCAUGUAAGUCCCUCCUCUGUCCCCUCUGCCUAGGAAGUCUUGGCUCAUCCCCACCUUCAGAAAUUAGCCUAUCUUGAGGCCUUAAAGUUUAAGGUCUUGUUCUGAGCUAGCUGCCUCCUCCACGCAGCCCACCUUGCUCUGCCAUUUCCUGCUCAUAGCCUGCCUUGCUGCCACACCCCGCAGGUUCUCAGAGCAUGUGAACUGAACAGUAGAAAAUCAAAGGUCACCGAGCAGAGCUCUUAAAGGCUGAUUGUAAGUAUGUGCCACAGUCCCUGAGUUUGGGAGCUUGGUGACUGUUGGACGGACAUCGAAGAGUUGGUUGAGCCAGAACACUUUGGUCUGGGGUAUGGACGGGGCUGGAAAUCCCCCUAGGACUUGACCCUAGAUAGGCUCCCGGAUCCCCAUCUCUGCGCCUGAGUGCUAGACCUAGGGGUCGACUCUGCAAACCAGCUAGAGGCCUCCUGCUCCAGCAUGGAGCCCCGCGCUACCGCUGCCCGCGAGCUGCUCCUGGGCGUACUGGAAGACCUGAGCCAAGAGCAGCUGAAGCGCUUCCGCCACAAACUGCGGGACGAGCGGGUGGACGGUCGCAGCAUCCCGUGGGGGCGGCUGGAGGGCGCGGACACCUUGGACCUCGUGAAGCUGCUGGUCCAUUUCUACGGGCCAGAACGCGCGCUGGACGUGGCCCAGAAAACCCUGAAGAGGGCAGACGUGCGCGACGUGGCGGCGCAGCUCAAGGAGCGUCGGCUGCAGAGUCUCGGCCCCAGCUCCCCGGCGCUGCUCUCCGUCUCAGAGUACAAGAAGAAGUACCGGGAGCACGUGCUGCGGCAGCACGCUAAGGUGAAGGAGCGGGACGCUCGCUCAGUGAAGAUCAACAAGCGCUUCACCAAGCUGCUCAUCGCCGAGGAGCCGGAGGCCGAAUGCGCCCGGCGCUCAGACACCCACACCUUCAACCGCCUGUUCGGCCGCGACGAGGACGGCGAGAGACGGCUGACCGUGGCGCUGCAGGGCCCUGCGGGCAUCGGCAAGACCAUGGCGGCCAGGAAAAUCCUGUAUGACUGGGCAGCGGGCAAGCUGUACCACAGUCAGGUGGACUUUGCCUUCUUCCUGUCUUGCCGCGAGCUGCUGGAGCGACCGAGCAUGUGCAGCCUGGCCGACCUGAUCCUAGACCAGUGCCCCGACCGCAAGGCACCGGUGCAGCAGAUGCUGGAGCAGUCCGAGAGGCUGCUGUUCAUCCUGGACGGCGUGGACGAAAUGCUGGCGCCGGAGCCGGCCGAGGCCAUGCCCUGCACAGACCCCCAUGAGGCCACGAGCGGUGCGCGGGUGCUGGGGAGCCUGCUGAGCAAGGAGCUGCUGCCCACAGCACGCCUGCUCGUGACCAGGCGAGCCGCCGCCCCCGGGAGGCUGCAGGCCCGCCUGUGCUCACCGCAAUGCGCCGAGGUGUGUGGCUUCUCAGACAAGGACAGGAAGAAGUACUUCUACAAGUUUUUCCAGGACGAGUGGAAGGCGGAGCACGCCUACCGCUCUGUGAAGGAGAACGAGAUGCUCUUCUCCCUGUGCUUCGUGCCUGCCGUGUGCUGGAUCGUGUGCACCGUUCUGCGCCAGCAGCUCCAGCACGGCCAGGACCUGUGGCGCACUUCCAAGACCACCACGUCCGUGUACUUGCUCUUCGUGGCCAGCGUCCUGAGAUCGGCGCCCGCGGCCGAUGGGGCCCAGCUGCAGAGAGAGCUGCGCAAGCUGUGCCGCCUGGCCUGUGACGGCGUCCUUGGGGGCAGGGCGCAGUUCUCAGAGGAGGACCUGGAACGGCUGCAGCUCUGCGGCUCCAAGGUCCAGACGCAGUUUCUCAGUAAGAAGGAGAUGCCAGGCGUGCUGGAAACAGAGGUCACCUACCAGUUCAUCGACCAGAGCUUCCAGGAAUUCUUAGCUGCUCUGUCGUACCUGCUGGAGGACGAAGGGGCUCCCAGGGCAGCUGCUGGCGGUGUAGAGGCACUUCUGCAGGGGGACCCGGAGCUGCGCAGCCACCUCAAGCUCACUACACGCUUCCUCUUUGGACUACUGAACGCAGAGAGGAUGUGCGAGAUCGAGCGCCACUUCGGCUGCUCUGUUUCAGAGCGCGUCAAGCAGCAUGUCCUGAGGUGGGUGCAGGAACAGGGACAGGGCCGCCCUAGGGCGGUGCCAGAGGGGACAGAGGAGAUCCUGGCGCCCCAGGGCACUGAGGAGUCAGAGGAGGAGGAGGGCGAGGAGCUCAACUACCCGCUGGAGCUGCUCUACUGCCUGUACGAGACGCAGGAGGACACAUUUGUGCACCAGGCCCUCCGCGGCCUCCCUGAGCUGGUGCUAGAGCGCGUGCACUUCAGCAGAAUGGACCUGGCCGUCCUGAGCUACUGUGUGCGGUGCUGCCCAGAAGGGCAGGCGCUGCGGCUGGUCAGCUGCAGACUGGCCGCUGCACAGGAGAAGAAAAAGAAGAGCCUGAUGAAGCGUCUACAGGGCAGCCUGGGUGGCAACUCCUCUCGAGCCACCACGAGAAAACCCCCAGGCUCCCCCCUGCGCCCACUCUGUGAGGCCAUGACCGACAAACAGUGUGGUCUGAACAGCCUGACGUUGUCCCACUGCAAACUCCCCGACUCGGUCUGCAGAGAUCUCUCUGAGGCCCUGAGGGAGGCCCUGGCCCUGGCAGAGCUGGGCCUCUUCCACAACGGGCUCAGCGAGGCCGGCCUGCGUGUGCUGAGCGAGGGCCUGGCCUCGCCCCAGUGCCGGGUGCAGACACUCAGGGUUCAGCAGCCUGGCCUGCAGGAAGCACUCCAGUACAUGGUUGGCAAGCUCCAGCAGAUCCCAGCACUGACCACCCUGGAUCUCAGCGGCUGCCAGCUGUCAGGACCUACAGUGACCUGCUUGUGCACCACCCUAAAGUGCCCAGGAUGCCGCCUGCAAACCCUCAGGCUGACCUCUGUGGAACUGAACGAGCAGUCCCUGCAGGAGCUUCGAGCUGUGGAGACAGCAAACCCGAGACUACUCAUCACACACUCAGCACUGGACAUCCAUCCCAAGCCCCCCAAAGUGUUCAUUAGUGCCCUUUGAGGUCCUGAAGGCCAGAACUAGGGAGGAAUUUGGUCAGCCCUACAGAGUAGACCUCCCCAUUUCAAGGACGAGAGAAUGGUGCUCUCUGCUCUGGGCAACCCUUGAGCCUGAGGGGCCCGGGACAGGCAGGUGGGAAACUCAGACAGACACGGCCCUCGCCUGCCCCGGGGGCAGGCCCAGGACAUGUCCCUUCCCCCACACCCUGGGGACAGCUUAUGUCUCUGUCCUCCCUACAGGGAAGAGGGCCCCCUCCCCUAACCCUCACCGCUGCCCCACCCAGGUUUCUCUCCUGGGACCCUCCAGCCCUCCCACUGCAGGGUGAAGCUGAGAGCGCCAGGAACUGAGCACCGACCAUGUGUUGCCUCUACCUGCUGAGCUCAGCGUGAGAUGACCCAUUUGUGGACCCUGCCCCACUCAGUACAGGCACCCAGAGCCCAACCACGCUGCUCUGGCCACAGGGGAUCAAGCAGGGGCCAAGGCGCCCAGAGGUGUCCAGUUGCUCUCUGAGGACUUAAGUGACCAAGGGGAGUGGAGGUGGAGCUCUGAGCAGGGCUGUGAUGGCACAGGUGGUAUGAGCCCCAUGUGCUGAUAAUAAAUUCUCCUUGGGAUUCA
Messenger RNA from Dama dama (fallow deer), 4125 nucleotides. RefSeq names its product NLR family pyrin domain containing 6 (gene NLRP6). Gene Ontology annotation, molecular function: peptide binding; vasopressin receptor activity. Bases 910 to 3513 code for a protein of 867 amino acids. Gene Ontology annotation, biological process: acute inflammatory response; response to bacterium; regulation of inflammatory response. The record is from RefSeq and is a predicted model, not a curated record. The transcript is spliced from 8 exons. Gene Ontology annotation, cellular component: canonical inflammasome complex; cytoplasm. NCBI's taxonomy places the organism in Eukaryota, Metazoa, Chordata, Mammalia, Artiodactyla, Cervidae.